Messenger RNA from Lobosporangium transversale, 1037 nucleotides. RefSeq lists its product as hypothetical. NCBI's taxonomy places the organism in Eukaryota, Fungi, Mortierellomycota, Mortierellomycetes, Mortierellales, Mortierellaceae. The transcript is spliced from 4 exons. The coding region runs from base 91 to 840 and encodes 249 amino acids. The record is from RefSeq and is a predicted model, not a curated record.
ACAAUCAGAAGCGUGUGCUAUUACACUACAAUUAUUAUUCAAAUCAUUAGCAGGAUACGGGUUUUCUUUUUCAUAUUUGCUUGCGGAAUAAUGGCAUUUUCUAUUGCCAUUUUGCACAUGGUCCAUGCUUGUUCCAAUGAUGAAUGCAUGAAAGCCCCAUUCCCAAAGCACUUUUUUUACGCGCUUUCCGCAACUUACUUCUUCAUGGCCGGAAGAUAUGAUUCCGUGAACGACCUUCUAAAUGAACCAGAAAACUGGACUCUUCACUUAAUGAUGAUGAUUUACGUACUUUUUACAGUUAUCCUGAUGCUGAAUGUCCUUAUUGCCUUGAUUAACACUGGAUUUACUGAAAGUGAAACUUGGGUCCAAACAUGGCUUGUGAAUCGGCUCCGGUACGUCGAAAGUGCAGAGAAUCUGUCUUAUCAUAUUGCAGGAUUCAGACGAAAGUACAAUUGGUUUCCAAAAGCCAUUUACUAUACAGCCUCAGAACAACAAGUCAGCGCCUUUAUGAAGAGAAUUGACAACAUGGAAACCUCGAAGGAGAACGACAGUAUACAGAGUCGGUUGUCGAACAUUUCUUCUGCUGUCGAUCAAUUAAAAGCAAAUAUGGUCAUAAGCGGUCCUUCUAAUAAAAGGCAUUCUAAAGAUGAGGAUAAAGACCACUUGCCAAGCAGCAUAGGCGCCACGGAGAGAAUGCAGACUUUGGAAUGUCAUGUGGAGGAGUUGAAGGUUCAACUAACGACAUCCCAGGCGCAUAUGGAUAGACGAAUUGAUGAUAUUCAGAAGCAAAUGAAACAAAUUAGCGAUCUGCUUCUAAAAGCUCUACCCAGCGAAGAGUAGGCGCUGCAUUAAAGCAUAGAUCUACCAGAAUAUGCAAUAGCUUGGAGAGCUUGCCCCCCAAGUGAUUUAAUAUACUGCAGAUAUCGAUACCCAAAUGUUCUUUACUAUUUUCAUUUUUUCAUUAAGUUCAUCGACGAGAUUCGUCUCAUUCCUAGCUGUAUUCUCAUUUACUUAUAUAUUUUAAAAUAAAGACUGCC